Molecule: messenger RNA, 4321 nt
Organism: Cariama cristata (Red-legged seriema)
Lineage: Eukaryota; Metazoa; Chordata; Aves; Cariamiformes; Cariamidae
Gene: SKIC3
Product: tetratricopeptide repeat domain 37
Exons: 36
Cellular component (GO): Ski complex
Molecular function (GO): protein binding
Source: RefSeq, a predicted model, not a curated record
GUUGUAAGCUCUUAAUUCUUGGAAGAAUGCCAAAGCUAACCAGAGCAAACAGAAUGAUCAUCAAUUAUACUGAUCCUGUGUUCUCUGUGGCCAAACUUUUGACUGCAUUUGAACACGCAGUGAGCUCUGCUGACACUAUUCCUGGUGAAGACCACCAAAAUCUUUACAAGGACUUUAUUCAGUGCUUGUCAAAAUUUCCUCAUGAAACAGCUAGGUUGGAAAAAGCCUGUAAUGAUAUGAUGGCUUUGUAUCCUACUGUGAGUUAUCCUUUAGAAGUACUUUGCUUGCACUUCAUUCAGUCAGGUGCUUUGUCAGAAGAGGCCCUGUGCUAUUUUUCUAGGCUUUUGGAGAUGGACGCAAGUAGUGGUCCAGGCAUCAUUGGUUUUGGUAUAAAGUGCCUCCAAGAAAGGAAAUACAAGGAGGCUGCUAAGAGUCUUACUGAAGGUUUGCAGAAGACUAGCCAGUGUCCAGCAGCAUGGUGUUAUUUGGCAGAGGCACAGAUGAAAAUUCACAAACACAGAGACGCUGUCCUGUCCUGCAAUCAAGCUCUUGAGGCUCUUGGAACUCCUGAGGGUCCUAGUCUUCGGUGGAAGAACCUUAUCCUUAAGGUGAAAGCAGAGGCGUUGAUUAAACUAGCUGAUGCUGAUGCUGCAGAAGAAGCCAUUAAAGCACUUGAGCAGAUUGUGGAUGCAAGCAGUGAUCCAGUGGUUUUAGCUAUCAGAGGUCAGGCUUAUCUAAACAAAGGUUUAAUGGAUCAAGCUUCAAAGAUUUCACAAGAGCUUCUGUUGUCCCACCCUGAUCUGGCCGAGUCCCAUGCUUUAGAGGGUUUCAUCCAUUAUUCCCAAAAGAACUAUGAGCAGGCAGAAAGAAGUUUUCUAAAUGCCAUUGAAAGAAAGGUGGAAACUGCGGAGUAUCAUCAGUACCUGGGGCUCACGUACUGGUUCAUGAGUGAUGAGACAAAAAAAGACAGACGAAAAGCACUCACUCAGUUCUUGAAGGCUGCAAAAUUGGACAGCUACUUGGGAAGUGUCUUUUGUUAUUUAGGUAGCUACUACAGAGACAUUGAUGGAGACAAAAGUAGAGCUCGUGGUUGCUAUAAAAAGGCUUUUGAACUGGAUGGAACCGAUGAAGAAUCUGGAAUAGCAGCUGUAGACUUAAGUGUGGAACUUGGAGACAUGGACACUGCUCUGUCAAUCCUGAAUGAGGUAACUGAAAAAGCGAGUACUGGUACAGCAAAAUGGGCCUGGCUUCAUCGUGGACUUUACUACCUGAGAACUGGUCAGCCGUCACAAGCAGUGGCUGAUUUGCAGGCAGCCGUCAGGGCUGAUCCAAAGGAUUCCAACUGCUGGGAGUCUCUAGGGGAGGCUUACUUGAGCAGAGGUAGCUAUUCAACAGCUCUAAAAUCCUUCAGGAAAGCAAGUGAGCUGAACCCAGGGCUUGUGUACAGCAUUUACAGAGCUGCAGCAGUUGAGCAGAUUCUAGGCAAAUAUGAAAAUGCUAUAGCUACCUAUCAACAAAUCUUAAAGAAGACAGAAGACUAUGUGCCUGCCCUGAAAGGACUUGGUGAGUGCUAUCUCAUGCUGGCAAGAUCAGCCCUUGAUAACUAUCUUGAUAGGAAGGCUGUGGAUUACAUAGAGCAGGCUCUUGAAUUUUUUACAAGGGCAACAAAGCACCGACCUGAUGUAUCUUGCCUCUGGAAACUUCUUGGAGAUACCUGUACUAGUGUGCAUGUUAUUUCACCAACCAAAGUGAAUGUUCAAGUUUUAGGAUCCCUUCUGGGUAAAAACGCAGGCAAACAGAUGCUGAAGAAAAGUGAGCUGCUCAGACUGGGAGGAAGGUGUUACGGCAGAGCUUUAAAACUGAUGCCUUUGCCUAGCAUAUGGUGUGAUCUUGGAAUAAAUUAUUAUCGACAAGCAGAGCACCUUACAGCAGUGGGCACUGACAUGAAUGAGAUCAGCGAACUGCUAGAGAAGUCUUUACAGUGUCUCAAAAAAGCUGUGAGGCUUGACAGCAAAAAUCAUCUUUACUGGAAUGCACUUGGUGUAGUUGCUUCCUGUAGUGCUAUUGGGAAUUUUGCUCUUGCUCAACAUUCGUUCAUCAAAUCUGUUCAAGCUGAGCAAAUCAAUGUUGUUGCCUGGACCAACUUGGGGGUUUUGUAUCUGGCAACAGGAAACAUUGAGGAAGCUCAUGAAGCCUUCAAGGUAGCCCAGUCUCUGGAGCCUUCUUACUUAUUGUGUUGGAUUGGGCAGGCUCUUAUUGCAGAAACAGUAGGCAGCUAUGAUACUAUGGAUCUCUUCAGGCACACAACUGAAAUCAGUAUGCAUGCUGAGGGAGCCAAAGGCUAUGCCCACUGGGUAUGUUCAACACUGCAGGAUAAAAGCAACAGAAACACUGAACUGUAUCUGUACAACAUUGUUCAAAUGAAUGCUAUUCCGGCAGCCCAGGUGGUCUUGACCAAAUACACAGAAAGAAAUCCAGACGAUGCAUCUGCUUUCACAAUGCUUGGUUAUUUGAAUGAGUAUCUGCAUCUGAAAAGGCAGGCAGCAGAUGCCUAUGAGAGGGCAGCUUCAUUGCUGAAAAACUCUGAGGAUACUGAGAAAUACCAUAUAGCAAUGCAAAACUAUGGCAGGGCACUGUGUGCCCUUGGUCAGUGUGAUAAGGCCCUUGAGGUUUACACAUCAACACCCCUAACUGAGUUUGAUGGCAUUGUGGGGAUAGCGUUAGCCUACUUCAAGAAAGGACUCCUACAAGAAAGUAUGAAAGCCUAUGAAAAAGCUUUGUCUGUUGCUGAGUCUGAACAAGAUAAAGCACAUAUCCUGACUGCCUUGGCAAUUAUAGAGUAUAAAAAGAACAAAGUGGAUGCUGCGAAGACACUGCUGUUUAAAUGCUCAUUAAAGGAACCUAGUACGGAAAGUCUGAAGGCUUUGUGCACACUAGGACUCGUAAAGCAGGAUGCCACACUUGCAACAGCAGCCCUAAAAGAAUUACUGAAGCAUGAAAAAGGGGGCGAUGGGAUUUAUGAGAGGUGCCUUAUUGCAUCUGCUGUUUAUGCAUUGCAAGGUAGAAAUGUGGGGGUCCAGAGAGAACUCUCCAAAGCAAUACACAGUUACCCUGACAAUCCUGCCCUCUGGUGUCUUCUGUCUCGGCUAGUUCCAGUGUUUGCAGCACAAAAGGCAAAAGGGGGAGCUGUGGCAGGAAGCAUUGCACAUGCACUUGAUGUAAACCAUGGAAAGGAGGUCCUGCUGGAUAUUGCAGUUAAUCAGUUGGCAGCAGGAUGUCACAUGUUAGAAGAUGAGAAAAACAAUCCUCUGAAAAAUAUUCAGAAGGCAAUCCACCUCUGUCCAGAUAAUCCUGCUGCCUGGGCAGUGCUGAUGGCAGCCUGUCAUGCUGAAAACACUGUUGUCUGUCUGAACAACACUCAGCCAAAGCGAACGGAUCUAGAGAUGACACUUGUAUCUACAGUUUCAGCCAAAACUGGAGAAAAUAACCUUCCACGUAAUUAUAUCCAGACUCUUGAAGACUGGUGUCUAUGUCAAGCAAUUACCAGUCUAGAGGAGACUGGUAAACUCUCAGAAGCUGAGGCUCUUUGUACCAAGGGUUUAAAAAGCUGCCCUGACCACCCAGCUCUGUUUUUGCUUUUGAGACAAGUCCAGUGUAAGCAGCUGUUGCAGUCUUACAAAGAACUUCCAGACAACAUCCUGGAGGAGCUUCGCAAGACAGUCAUGACCAGUUCAACUUCAGUUGCAGCCUGGCAAUGGCUGGCAAAAGUAUAUCAGUCUCAAAGAAUGAUGGUUGGAGCAGAGAUGUGUUACAGAAAGAGUCUGCAGUUGGCGUCACAGCAGGGCAGCUGGAACGGGAAGUUAUCCAGUCUGCUCAGCCUAGCUAUGCUUGCACUGGAAAUCUGCAUGGCUAAUGUCUCAAAUGAGCGCUGGCCAUCCUUGGUUCAGGAGGCAACAACUGAAGCUUUGAAACUUUCUUUUUGCCCUCUGGCAGCUCUCCUACAAGCACUGCUACAGUAUAAUCGCAAAAUGGGAGCAAGGGAGACUCGUCGUAUGUUGGCAAGAGUGGUUUAUCAACCGGGGAAUCCAGAAACCAUAGCGUCAGUGGCACGCUGGUACCUCCUGCAACAUCUGUAUGCCAAAGAUGAUUAUGAAUUGAUAGAUGUACUUAUAGAAAAUGCCAAAGCUAAUGGGGAUGUUAGAGCUCUGGAACUAAACGAGAAAUUGUCAUCAAGUGCCUAGUAUGGACUAUCUCAAGUGAAAAAUCUUCCAUUCAUGCAACUUAAUGAAUCCAUCUUCCACAAGUGUAUGUGGUUUCGGCU